This is a messenger RNA of Fundulus heteroclitus (mummichog), 729 nucleotides long. RefSeq names its product fatty acid-binding protein 10-A, liver basic. The record is from RefSeq and is a predicted model, not a curated record. Gene Ontology annotation, cellular component: nucleus; cytosol. Gene Ontology annotation, biological process: fatty acid transport. Gene Ontology annotation, molecular function: fatty acid binding. Bases 288 to 668 code for a protein of 126 amino acids. Lineage: Eukaryota; Metazoa; Chordata; Actinopteri; Cyprinodontiformes; Fundulidae. The transcript has 4 exons.
CCCCAGGCUGGGACUCAAACCAGGGACCUUCUUGCUGCAAGGCAGCAGCAUUAACCACUGCUCUGGUUUGGUUUUGUGUCUCUUGUCCUAAGAGCCCAGAUCAGAUGUUAGUGUGGAAAAAGGUGGUAAAAAGUUCAGCACUGACGCACGUAGAAAGUGCUUGACUGCUCUGUUCUCAAAGGAAAUCCCACUGACUCAUAAUAGGGAGCUGAAAGUCCCCGGCAUGCCAACCGACAGCGGAUGUUACUGUGACUAUAACCUCUGAACACACAACACAACCAGCAGACAUGGACUACAGCGGCACCUGGCAGGUCUAUUCUGAGGAGAACCUGGAGGAGUUCCUGAAAGUCAUCGGGGCUCCUGAGAUCGUCGUGAAGAUGCGUAAGGACGUGAAACCGGUGAUGGUGAUCGAGCAGAACGGCUGGGACUUGACCUGCACCAUGAAGACUCCGUUCUGCAGCAGGGUCAACGUCUUCACCAUCGGCAAAGAGUCGGAAAUCUGCUCUGUGGAUGGCAGGAAGUUGAAGUGCACCGUCAGGGAAGAGAAGGGCAAGCUGAUCUGUGAGACCAACAAGUUCACGUCCGUCCGAGAGAUCCAAGGCGACGAGAUGAUCGAGACGGCCACAGCUGGAUCUGUAACUUUCAUCAGCAGAAGCAAACGAGCCUGAGCCGCACACGGACGACCGGAUUCAUCUCUGGACUCUUCACGUUAAAGCCGUGCUCCUUAAU